GCUGUGUCUGCAGUAGCAAAGCAGUGACACAGUGCAGCAACGCCCAAACCCACAGGUUGAGGAUUGAAGCCUUUGGGUCUGAGCUCUGCUCCUGUCAGCCAGGGAUCCACGACAGCUCUGGCCAUUUAGUUGAAGCCCCUGGGCCAUGGCUUUCUGUCUGUAUGCCUUUCAAUAUGUUGUGUUAGAUUUUAUCGGCCAAACACAGCUGAUGUAUUAGAUAGAUACUCCAGGUGUUUAGUGUGUGUGUUUCUGCCACAUUUGGAUCGUUUCUAGCUUGCAGAGUGGCUUUUUAAAUAGGAUAUAGAGCUAGAUCUCGGAGUCCGUUGUUUUUGUGAGUCUGUGUCGUCACUACCAGGCAUUGCUCCGUUCCUUACAGGCCCCCUGCGGCAGCCUGCCUCCUCCUUCUUUUCUUGCAGCGCUUGCGUGAAUGUGCGGAUUCACCACCUCUCUUCUUUCAUGGAAUGACUUUGCUUGUAGGCAGGAAUUGCAUAAUUGUUUCAUUUUUCUCCUGUAGCGGAUUAUCUUUGUGAAUAAAAAACUACAGAAACGCUGCUUAAAAAAAGAAACCAUUCUCCAAUUUGCUCAGCCGUACAGUGACGAGGGGGCAGGGGUGGCAUUUUUGCUGCAGAACGGACGCUAAGAGCUGCGUCCCGCUGGCAGGGGCUGGUAACUGCCGUCGCCCGAGAGAAGGGCGGGCACCGAGUGCCCCCCACGGCCGGUGGCUGCCGCUCUCCGUACCCCUGCGCCGCUCCCGCCCUCGGGUCGGUCGUGAAGCGACCGAAGCUCAGGCUGUGUCGAGUGCGGCCCUUGCGCGCUGCCCAGGGCUGCGCAUGCGCUUGCGCGCGGGGCUGCGGCGCGCGGGCCGGCGGUGUUGCGCCCCCUGGCGGGGCGGGGGCCGGUCGGGCGGCGGUGCCGGUGCCGCCAUGUGGGCCCGGGGGCUGUGGGCGCUGCUGGCCGCGCUGCGGGCCGGCUGGUGCCUGCUGCCGCAGGCCGGCUACCUGCACCCCGACGAGUUCUUCCAGUCGCCCGAGGUGAUGGCAGGUGACAUUUUAAACCUACAGGUCUAUUACCCUUGGGAGUUCCUUUCCAGCUCUCCUUGCAGAACAGUUGUUUUCCCAUUAAUGACAUCUGGAGUUACCUACUGGGUGAUCAAGUCUUUGCAGCAGCUGGACAUGUGUUCAAGUUGCAUCAACAGCUACACCCUUCUCGUGUCACCUCGCCUUCUCUUUACCAUCUUUUCUUUCAUACUCGACUAUAGCGUUUAUCGAUUAGCUCCUUUCUGGGAGGCGGAUCCAUGGAAAGCGCUGGUACUUCUUGCCGGAUCCUAUGUCACUCUGGUAUUUUAUACAAGAACGUUCACCAACACACUCGAAGGACUUCUCUUUGCUCUUCUGAUGGUGCUGGUUUCCUCAAGAAAGGCUGGUGGCAGCGUAGCAGAGCUGACAAGCAGCCCUCUCAUAGGUAUUGUAACGACUGCCGGGUUUUUCAACAGGCCAACCUUUUUGGCAUUUGCUCUAAUGCCCCUGCUUUACUGGGCAGGUUUAAUUGUUGACUCUGAAAAGGGCAUUAAAACUGUCAUAAACCACUUUUUGAAGCUUGUCCUAUGUGCCUGUUUUACUGCUGUUGUUUUCAUAACAGCCGACACCUUCUACUUUACCUCCGUGGGCUUAGACAACCUCUACAGCAUUAAGAACAGCAGCCUACUUGAUGUAAUAGGUCAAUUACAUGAGAAAAUGAUAGUAACCCCUUUCAAUUUCCUCAGCUAUAAUCUUAAUCCUCAUAAUCUUGCACUGCAUGGAAGUCACCCAAGAGUUACACAUUUUACAGUCAAUGGCAUAAUGCUCUUUGGGAUCUUACAUAUUCUGGCCAUUAGUGCUGGUUUUAAAAUGUUGAAGAAAUAUAUCCAUCAAUUAAUACGAGUCAAAUCGUAUUACCAUGGGUCAUCUGGGCUGUUAGUGCAUUCUGAGGGCAAUCCAACGUUACUGCUGUUCUAUUUUGUUCCUUUGGCAUUUCUCUCCCUAUUCAGUCACCAGGAACCUCGGUUUCUCAUUCCUCUCAUCUUGCCAUUGGUCCUGUUCAGCACGUCACAGAAUAGAGCUGUGAAGUGGAAACACGUUAUUACUAUUUUCAAUGUUCUCGGGGCUUUGCUGUUUGGGUGCUUACACCAGGGAGGACUGAUACCAUGUUUGUUUCACCUGGAGCAACUCACUCAUUCUCCGGAGCCCUCAAACGAUCCCAGACACUACACUCUACUCUUCGCUCACACCUACAUGCCUCCUAGGUCUCUGCUUAAUAUCAAGGAGCGAGACACACAUAUAGAAGUCAUUGAUAUGGCUGGGUCUGGAGAAGAAACCCUCUGCCGGAUAGUAGGGCAGCGAGCAAACAAUUUUACCUGCAACAACUGUCAUGUUUUUGUUAUAAUCCCUGGUACAGUCAGAGCCACGAUUACAAAAUGUGGUGUCUCGUUCAAGAAUGAGACUUUGAUAUUUCCACACUUAUCAAUGGAAGACCCACCACAACUACCCUUCCUAUUCAGUGGAAAUUGGAGAAGCCAGUUAGGACUAUACAUCCUUCAGCUAGACAGAGAUCAGCAGAGCCUUUAGAUUCUAGGAGAACAAUGUUGUAGUUUUUCACUUCACUGGGGCGCUGCCCAAGUGUGCUGCAAGACCUUCCUCUUCACAGACCCAUCUUCAGCACAAGCGGUGGCACUGGGACUUGCCCUGAGUCUCUUUAUUCCCUUUCUUCAUAAACUUAACACUCAUCAAUAUAGCCAGUUCUGGAUAGAACCUGCUUAAAAUUUGAGUUAUUCAGCCCCUGUGGUGUUUCAUAUGAACUUGUGUUAAUUUUUCUGAUGAGAGAGGAUGAAAUCAGAGUCCACCAAAACAGAUUCAAGCUUAGCUCUUUCUGUGUAAGAUUUAUUUUUGAAGGUUCUUAUAAUCUCUGACAGAGGGUUUGUGCAUUGUGUGUUUUUUGCUGGUAAUAGGCAUAAACUCAGCUGCUGGAGAGCAGUUACAGGACUAGACGAAAGAUGGUCUGACUCAAUAAGGUUGUAUUUUUGUGCUCUUAAAAAUUCAGAGCAUCCUGUAUAGGCACCAGCGCUGUAAUAUUGUCUUGGCUGGUUCUGUCUUGAAAAAUCCCUGGCGUUGAUCUGACAGGAUCUGAUUUAGUACAUGGAAGAUACUUCAGCAUAAGUACUUGUGCUAAAUCCUAAAAUCCAAGCUUUGCCUGCUUAGCGUUUCCUUGCUACACUUCCAUUCUUGUGGACACACUACAUAUGUAUUACAUACAGCAGCUUGAGAGUGCUGCAUUUUGACAGCGUUAAGCCCGUCUGUUGUUGAGCCGUGCAAACGGGGCAGCCCUUCCCUUGCGUGCUCCUGCUGUGCGUCUCACAGCUUCCAUCGCUCUGUCGUGGCUCCCGCACUGGCAACGGUGCAGCGCAGGCCCUGCAGACAGAAAAUGGGUAACUCACAGGGAUUUGAUGCUUUGUGUGUGUUUGACCAGAUGUAUCUCCAAACUGGCUUACCGCAGGGUCAGAGAUCCACCAGUUCUGCUGCAGGGAAGCGUGUGAGGAUCCGAGGGAGGAGCCGCAUCCCCUGCGCCCCCCUCCCCUUCAGUAAUGGCUCCCAGUUAAAUCAGCUUGGUGAGAAUGACAGGUCACAUCCUGGCUCUCAAAUGGAGAAGAGUCCGAUUUUAAAGCAGGAUACAAAUAAUCCUGAGCUUCAGCUGAGAAUGAUGCAUAUGCUUAAUAGUAUAACCCAACUAACCAUUUUCGGUUUUGCCUGCAUGAAUUUCUGGAUCCAAAACAUUGCGACACAGACGGAGAUACUAAUUUGGCACAUACAGUGUAGGUCAAGCCUCUCUCUAUGAAAUGAAUCCAACACUUGAGUUCUUUCUGCUCACAAAGGCAGCAAUGCUUUUUGCAGUUCUUCAUCCGCACAGCUUUAUGUAAGGUCUUAUGAGCCAGUUUUUUAACAGAGACAAUAUAGGUUGAUGCCAGGCUCUAGAGGGAUGCUAGGAAAAUUCCCUGUGUGUAGGAUUUGCCUCUAUCUUCCAAAUUAUACACAUGAGCUAGAUUUUUAAGUAACAUAGUUCUUGCUCUCUUGUAAAACAUUUUGUGUUAAGUCUCCCCUACAUGUUCAUCUCACAUCCCUCAUUACUGACAAGCCUGUAAAUUAAAGGUGUAUGUUUUGGGGGGAGGUAGGGGAAGACAGGGGUGCAUGUAUGUAUGUACUGAUGACUCACAAAAUAGUGAAAGGAGUUAUGAAAGCAUCAUGACACCAAGUGUAUUCUCCAAGUUAAUUUCCUUUUUGUUCUCUUACAUUGGGAUGACAGCCGUGUGCCAGAGCUGGUACUCCAUGUCCUGCUUACUAUUUUUAGCUUUCUUAAACAGCUUACAUUUUGAAAAUUAUUUUCAUAAAACUUAUCACCUCUGGCAAUCUCAGCGGGGUAGAUCCUGAAACUCUUCAAGGAUGCAAUGGAGCACCAUUCUGAUGGCACAAUGACAGCUCUACUGCUAGCCAGGUAACCUGUGAUAGAGAACCUGGACUACAAAUGCUAACUCAGACUGAAAAUACACUGCUUUUGUCUUGCCAGCUAGACCUUUUAUCAUUUACAUCAUAGAUGCAGUUUUUCCAUCCAUGCACACCUAAGUCUUUGUUGGUGGGAAGUGUAAUUUUAUCAGCAAUGCCAGAAACUGUAUCUCAGAUCAUUUGCAAGGUUCUUUUCACCUGGGGUGAUACAAAGAAUGGAAAUCAUCCUUCCCAGUUACCAAGCACCUAGUCAGCUGGACUAAACAGUGAAAUAUGCUAUGAAGGAAGCUUAACUACUACUUGUCUCAUAUGUUGUUAGAUACAGCAACUUAAGUAAACCACCCCAGUGCAGUGCACUACAUAUGAUGGAUACAUCUUUUUCCAUACUUAUAGUUAGGAUAGCUCUAUUGGUCAUUUUUUCCCCCAACCCUUCUUGCUACCAUAGACUUGAGGUGUGCUACUGAAUCUCUUUUACCUACCUGUAAAAUGG
Chroicocephalus ridibundus (black-headed gull) is the source of this 5019-nucleotide messenger RNA. It is a transcript of the gene PIGZ, whose product is annotated as phosphatidylinositol glycan anchor biosynthesis class Z. Gene Ontology annotation, molecular function: alpha-1,2-mannosyltransferase activity. Bases 831 to 2603 code for a protein of 590 amino acids. Gene Ontology annotation, cellular component: endoplasmic reticulum membrane. The transcript is spliced from 2 exons. NCBI's taxonomy places the organism in Eukaryota, Metazoa, Chordata, Aves, Charadriiformes, Laridae. The record is from RefSeq and is a predicted model, not a curated record. Gene Ontology annotation, biological process: GPI anchor biosynthetic process.